Messenger RNA from Eimeria maxima, 884 nucleotides. RefSeq lists its product as hypothetical. The annotation marks the transcript as partial. The record is from RefSeq and is a predicted model, not a curated record. Lineage: Eukaryota; Apicomplexa; Conoidasida; Eucoccidiorida; Eimeriidae. The transcript has 3 exons.
GUGGGGCAAUAAAGGGGGUUGACGAAGAAGAGACGGUUGUGCCUCAGGAAGAGGUGGUUGGAGCCUCUGCUGAAACAGGAAUUGAAGGUGAAAAGGCGGAGGAUAAAGAGGGAGAGGAAGCGGCAGCACCAGAAGAAGAAGCGUCUGCUGCCGAACCCCCUCCGGCUGCUACAGCAAAAGCAGGGACGCGAGAGGAGACCCCAGCACUCCUCAAACCUAAGCCCAAAGCAAAGCCCCGCCGUGCAGUCAGUCCGGCAGCAAAGAGGGCCCCAAAGAGCACUCCUGCUUUCUUCACAGGAAAGGCAGCUGGGCUUCCUCCUCCUCCUAAGGAGUCAUGUGUGGGCCCCCCUCCUGCAGUGCCCGAGCCUGGGGCCCCAGUAGGCCUCGGUGCUUACCUGGUGUACACAGAAGAAGAAGGGGGAAGGCUGAAGGGCCAGUGGAGCAAAUCACCCCUUAUAGGAGCGGGUGUUCUCGCCUACCUCCGUCCUGGAAAAGAAAUAGCUGACUACAAGUUCGAAAAAAAAUCCGCCAUUGAAAUCUACGCAACUGACUGCGAGACCUGCAUGGCCAGUGAGUUUCCUGCAGACAGAGAGAAGUUCUACGAGGGAUGGGCGGCUUUUUACAAGCUGCUUUCUGCGCAUGGCGGAAGCAUCGUGCUGCUACCAGCAGCAGCAGCAGAACCUCCCCCAAAAGUGAAAGUUGUGCUGUUCAAUAAGGGCAAGCUCAGCAUUGUGGAAGUUGGGCAAGAAGUGAGUGCUGCUUCAUUCGAAAGUUUGGCAAUUGUUCCCGCCAACGCCACGAAGUUCGAUGCCAAGGAAAUGAACCACUCCGACUUCGCUACACUUGCAAAGUCUCAAGGCGCAUAUGUCAGCAUCACCAAGUAA